AUGAUCACGAAACUCGGAAGGGUACACGAAAUAAACAUCCUGGGGAAGUCGCUCUUCCGCCACGAGUUGAAUAAACUUGACAUCGCACUCGCGCGCCACCGCGCCACCGCGCCGGCGCUUGUGGCUACGGCGACGUGCCCGAGCCCUCAUGUGACCGUGUUCGAUGUUGAACGCGUCGCGUCGGUCUGCUCGCGUCCUCGUCUGAACGUGGUUUAUUGCUGGUACAAGCACGGCAAGUGGGCGAUCAAGGCGCUCGAGAAGGGCAAGCACGUCCUCCUCGAGAAGGCCUUCGCCGCUAACGAUGCGGAGGCGCGCCGCGUCAUCGAGACCGCGCAGCGCACCCUGCAGCACGACAAGGUCCUGCAGACACACGCAAUCAUGACCUCGCCCGUCUGCUCGAUCCCCGCGUCGGACAUCCGCUGGCAGUUCGACCUCGCGGGCGGCGCGCUGAUGGACGUGACGUACGUCCUCUCGAGCACGCGCUUCGCGCUCGACGCGGGUGCCCCCUUGUGCGUCAAGUCCGCGCACACGCGGCCGUCGCCAUGGGAUGAGCGUGUCGACGAGGCGAUGGACACGACGCUCGUGUACCGUGAGGGCUCCGCGGAGGGCGCAGAGGGUGAGUACAACGUCGAGGCGACGGUGUAUGCGGAUAUGCGCCGCGCGAACGUCGCCGGGCUCGUUCCGCGCGUGUGGGAGCUCCCUACGAUCGAGGUCGAGACGGAGCGUGCACUCGUGACGCUCUAUAACUUCACGAUGCCCCACCGCGUACUGUACCACUACAUCGCGACAAAGGACAAGGCGACGGGCGAGACGCGGUACGAGACGCACUACCUUGAAGUACUCCGGGAAGAGCAUCAGUAG
Rhodofomes roseus is the source of this 861-nucleotide messenger RNA. RefSeq lists its product as uncharacterized. The transcript is spliced from 5 exons. NCBI's taxonomy places the organism in Eukaryota, Fungi, Basidiomycota, Agaricomycetes, Polyporales, Fomitopsidaceae. Bases 1 to 861 code for a protein of 286 amino acids. Gene Ontology annotation, molecular function: nucleotide binding. The record is from RefSeq and is a predicted model, not a curated record.